Histoplasma capsulatum G186AR is the source of this 1374-nucleotide messenger RNA. Its product is annotated as GTP-binding protein. Gene Ontology annotation, molecular function: GTP binding; GTPase activity. Gene Ontology annotation, cellular component: cytoplasm. Bases 1 to 1092 code for a protein of 363 amino acids. The record is from RefSeq and is a predicted model, not a curated record. Gene Ontology annotation, biological process: cytoplasmic translation. NCBI's taxonomy places the organism in Eukaryota, Fungi, Ascomycota, Eurotiomycetes, Onygenales, Ajellomycetaceae. The transcript is spliced from 9 exons.
AUGGUGAAUAUCACAGAGAAAAUCAAAGAGAUCGAGGAGGAGAUGCGCAGGACGCAGAAAUACCAUCUUGGUCUCCUCAAAGGAAAACUUGCACGACUACGAGCACAGCUUCUCGAGCCUACGGGUGGAGCGGGGUCUGGCGGUGGCUCAGGAUUCGAUGUGAGCAAAAGCGGGGAUGCGCGAAUAGCCCUGGUGGGAUUCCCAUCCGUUGGCAAGUCAACUUUUUUAUCAAAGAUUACGAAGACGAAGAGUGAAGUUGCAGCAUAUUCAUUCACUACGCUCACGGCGAUCCCGGGCGUUUUGGAGUACGGCGGUGCCGAGAUCCAGAUCCUUGAUCUCCCUGGUAUUAUCGAAGGCGCAGCCGAGGGUAAGGGCAGAGGGAGGCAGGUUAUUUCUGCCGCGAAGACUAGCGAUCUAAUAAUGAUGGUUCUUGAUGCUACAAAACGUGCUGAACAGCGGGCGCUACUGGAAGCUGAAUUAGAGGCAGUGGGAAUCCGGUUAAAUCGGCAACCGCCAAAUAUUUACCUGAAAGCGAAAAAAGCAGGUGGUAUGAAAAUCACAUUCCAGACGCCGCCGAAAAAUCUGGAUGAAAAAAUGGUCUUCAAUAUAUUACGCGACUACAAGAUUUUGAAUUGCGAAGUUUUGGUCCGGGAUGAGAAUGCUACUGUCGAUGACUUUAUCGACGUUAUUAUGAAAGACCACAGGAAAUACAUUAAAUGCCUUUAUGUCUACAACAAAAUAGACAGUGUCAGCCUGGACUUCCUCGACAAACUAGCCCGAGAACCCAACACGUGCGUUAUGAGCUGUGAACUGGAUCUGGGUAUACAGGACGUGAUUGAUCGGUGCUGGAAGGAGUUGCAGCUUAUGCGGGUAUACACCAAACGAAAGGGAGUCGAUCCCGACUUUUCAGAGGCAUUGAUUGUGCGCAAUAACGCUACGAUCGAAGAUGUGUGCGAUCAAAUUCAUCGGACACUGAAGGAUAAUUUUAAAUAUGCGUUGGUUUGGGGGGCCAGUGCACGCCAUGUUCCACAGCGGGUGGGGCUGGGACAUGUCAUUGCUGAUGAGGAUGUGGUGUCGAUAGCUACGAAGUGAAGGGGAAAUCAUAUACACCUAGAUCUAGAUGCAUGGAUGACUGGUUCCUGAAUCGGCCGCUACAAAGGUGACAAUAUAGAUAGAAUCAUUAAAAUCACAGCGGGUACUAGAUAAAGCAUAUCGCGGAACCUGCAAACCGUCCGAAUCGGGCCAAUUAGGGCUUCUGAUUAGGGCUGGAUCACCCCACUAAAGCUUUGGCCAGAAACAACAAGAAACAACAAGAAACAACAGAAACAACAAAGCGUUGGACAGCGGUUUAUCAACUGGAUCAAGUGAAUAUUC